AUGCCGUUUGCCGCGUUUGAGCAUGAAUCAUGGCAUGCGUUCUUCAUGGCGCUUCGCGGAAGCUUCAAGAUUCCAUCGACCGAAGCAAUCGGGGGCGAUUUGAUGCGAUCAGAAUAUGCGCUGACAAUGAACGACGUUCUGCUCGCUCUCGCCAAGAAUACUCUCAUCUGCUUCACGCUGGACGGUGCCACGAGCGUACAGGGGAAACAAGUCAUCAACAUGAUGGCGUGCGAACCUAAGCCGUUCUUUCUUGAACACUUCACGAUGGAGCUGCGACGGGAGAGCGCGGCUAAUCUGCUGGAGAAGCUUCUGAACUGCAAGCUGUGCCUACUGGGCUCGAUCAGAAAGCCGGCCCCUGGUUUCGUGCUAACUACGGACGAAGAGGAUGUUGAAAACCCAAUGAAUGACACAAAUGCUGAAGUGGAGAGGGAAGAAGGACGUUCAUGCAAGACUAACGAGCACUUCAUCAAUCCGCCGAUGUUCUGUUUCUGCACCGAUUCUCCUAGCGUCAUGGUCAAGUUGCGCAAGGACUGCCUGAACACGAAGGAUUUGGUGUUCGCAACUUUCCCGGCGUGA
Aphanomyces invadans is the source of this 576-nucleotide messenger RNA. RefSeq lists its product as hypothetical. NCBI's taxonomy places the organism in Eukaryota, Oomycota, Saprolegniomycetes, Saprolegniales, Verrucalvaceae. The record is from RefSeq and is a predicted model, not a curated record. The transcript is spliced from 2 exons. Bases 1 to 576 code for a protein of 191 amino acids.